CAAAAAAAGUAGCACCAAACCCUAGACAUAUCCAUCCAUUCUAUUCCAUUCUAUUCUAUUCCCUCGUUCAUUCCUUUUCCCCUUUUCAUCAUUUUCCCAUCUUCCACCGAAAGCUAUUCAGUUUUGUCCCACCCCAAUAACAUGCAGCCACAGAACUUGUCGGAAAAUCUUGACCUCUAUGAUUAUCUCGCCGGAACCACCAGCUUCUCUGAUGCCGGAGCCUACUGUUUGCCCCGGAACUAUGACUUUCAGGGCGUGGCUCAAACUCAGAGCCUGUAUAAUAAUACAUCAUUCUACUCUCUGGAGAUGUCUGAUGUUACUGAAAGUAGCCCUGAAGCUAGAGCUCUUGCUGCUUCUCAACAGCAUAAAGAAGCUGAGAGACGAAGGAGAGAGAGAAUCAACUCUCAUCUUGAUAAGCUCAGAACCCUUCUUCCUUGUAAUACAAAAACGGAUAAAGCUUCGCUACUUGCAAAAGUUGUUCAACGAGUAAGGGAGUUGAAACAGCAGACUUCAGAGAUUAUGCAACUUGAAUGCUUCCCAUCUGAGGCUGAUGAAAUCUCAGUGAUGUUAAAUGACGAUUCAAAUGAUGGAAAGUUACUAAUCAAGGCUUCUUUAUGUUGCGAAGAUCGGUCCGAUCUCAUACCGGACCUAAAUGAGAUACUCAAAUCAUUCCACUUGAGUCCGUUGAAAGCUGAAAUUGUUACUUUGGGAGGAAGAGUUCGAAAUGUGAUCAUCUUAGCUGGUGACAAAAGUCAAACUGAUGAUGAAUCAGUUCCAUCCCUGAGAGAUGCAUUAAGGUCCCUAGUUCAACGUUCAAAUCAUGCCUCUGGAGAUAGGCCAAAAAGGCGAAGAGUUUUUGACCAAGGAAUAGUAAGUUGAGAUCAAGAAAACCCUUGUUUGAUUUCUUGCAUUAUAGUGUUGAUUGUGGGAUGCUUUAUAAGUUUGGACUUGUAAUAAUUUGGUUAAUUUUACCUAAAACCAAUAUUAUGUAUAAGUCAAGAUGUAAGUGUAAUGCUAUUGGUUUAUGGGGAUUAUUGAAAAGUGUGGAUUGGUUUAUUUCUUUGAGUUUUUUUUUUCUUUUUUUCGAGUCCUUCUUCUUUCAAAUGUACUUGGUUAUGAUAAAUCUCCAUAAACGACAAAUUUCUUUUUUUCCC
Messenger RNA from Coffea eugenioides, 1154 nucleotides. RefSeq names its product transcription factor bHLH106. The coding region runs from base 142 to 879 and encodes 245 amino acids. Gene Ontology annotation, molecular function: protein dimerization activity; DNA-binding transcription factor activity. Lineage: Eukaryota; Viridiplantae; Streptophyta; Magnoliopsida; Gentianales; Rubiaceae. The transcript has 2 exons. The record is from RefSeq and is a predicted model, not a curated record. Gene Ontology annotation, biological process: regulation of DNA-templated transcription.